Molecule: messenger RNA, 740 nt
Organism: Carlito syrichta (Philippine tarsier)
Lineage: Eukaryota; Metazoa; Chordata; Mammalia; Primates; Tarsiidae
Gene: MTHFD2L
Product: methylenetetrahydrofolate dehydrogenase (NADP+ dependent) 2 like
Exons: 7
Biological process (GO): tetrahydrofolate interconversion
Cellular component (GO): mitochondrion
Molecular function (GO): methylenetetrahydrofolate dehydrogenase (NAD+) activity; methylenetetrahydrofolate dehydrogenase (NADP+) activity; methenyltetrahydrofolate cyclohydrolase activity
Source: RefSeq, a predicted model, not a curated record
GAGGCGGCGCGCGCGCCCCGGGGCUUUCGGAGCAGCGGCGCGAGGACCAGCAGAGAGAAGAGAUUCCAUCUUCCAGAGACAUGAUGCCAUUAUUAUCUCAGGCACCGAAAUGGCCAAAAAUAUCCAGAAAGAAAUACAACGAGGUGUGGAAUCAUGGAUUUCCCUUGGGAACAGAAGACCUCACCUCAGUAUCAUUUUGGUGGGAGAUAACCCAGCAAGCCAUACAUAUGUCAGGAAUAAGAUAAGAGCUGCCUCCGCUGUAGGUAUCUGUAGUGAGCUUAUUCUAAAACCUAAGGAUGUUUCUCAGGAAGAACUUUUGGAUAUAACUGAUCAAUUAAACAUGGACCCAAGAGUCAGUGGUGUAUUAGUUCAGUUACCACUACCAGAUCACAUGGAUGAGCGGACAAUAUGCAAUGGAAUUGCCCCAGAAAAAGAUGUAGAUGGAUUUCAUAUUAUCAAUAUUGGAAGAUUGUGCCUUGACCAGCAUUCUCUCAUACCUGCCACUGCCAGUGCUGUUUGGGAAAUAAUAAAAAGAACAGGAAUUGAAACAUUUGGGAAAAAUGUGGUUGUGGCUGGAAGAUCCAAGAACGUAGGGAUGCCCAUUGCCAUGCUUUUACACACUGACGGCGAGCACGAGCGGCCAGGAGGUGAUGCAACUGUGACAAUAGCUCACAGAUAUACCCCGAAAGAACAAUUGAAGAUCCAUACUCAACUGGCAGAUAUCAUCAUAGUUGCUGCAG